This is a messenger RNA of Penaeus monodon (black tiger shrimp), 2512 nucleotides long. RefSeq lists its product as uncharacterized. NCBI's taxonomy places the organism in Eukaryota, Metazoa, Arthropoda, Malacostraca, Decapoda, Penaeidae. The record is from RefSeq and is a predicted model, not a curated record.
UAGAUAAUGUAUGUGUGCCACCUGUUUAUUAAAAAUAUUGCUGGAACGUUUUGACUUUUAUGAGGAUAAGGAAUUUACAGGAAAAGUUACCGCCUUUAUUGGUAAUGGACAGUGUUGUGAAAGAAGGCAAACUAAUAAAAAUAAUCACAGGAAGACGAAUGUGUGAGUACAGGGCUGGCUAGAAAAAACAGAAUACUAGAAAUGUAAAGAAAAGCGUAAUUUUAAAAAUAUGUAUAUUUACAUAUUAUCUACUUGUUUAUCACAACCUUUUUAGAUUGAGAUAAUGUCCUGCCACCCAGUAUUGACGGAAACUGCCGUAAAGAAUGCAUUGCAUUAUGACAAAGGAGAAGACGCACAGUUCCUCUCGUGGGCCAUAGAAGAUUUUCUUGGACAGGGCGACAACUAUGCCAGCACUGUUACUAGCGUGAGAGUAAAGUAUACUCAAAAUGGGGAAGACAAGGAAGUAACGUAUAUUGUCAAACUGAAGAAGAAAAGGGAAGGUGGUUCUUCGUCUUAUUUCGAUGACAUGACGUUUGAGAAGGAAGGCAGAUUUUUAACUGAACUUUGUCCUUUGUUGGAUGCUGAGCUGUUGGCAGUUGGAUUGACUCCUUUGAAAGUGCCUCGCUGUUGCCAUUCUUCUUGGUCCGAGAAUCAAGAUUUUCUCUUUCUGGUUGAUUUACGACCUAUAGGAUUCAAACGCUACGACCGCAAGAAAGUAGUGGAUGACUCUCAUGCAAAUCUUGUACUCCAAGAAUUGGCCAAGCUACACGGCAGUGCUCAUCCACAUUUCAUCUCCUGGUUCAAGGACGGCGAAGGUUCGAUUCGACUUCUUCGAGGCUGCGAAAAUUUAGAGGAGCUACUCGAAAAGGGGUAUGAUGCAAAGGAGAAUCCUGUGGAGGUUCUCUUUUUGGAUUUUCAGCUGUGUCGUCAGGCGUCUCUAGCUGUUGAUUUGAAUUAUUUUCUCUUCUCGAACUUCGACCGGAAGGACAGGAAGCAGAAAAUGGGACAGUAUCUGUCACUUUACCACUCGGCUUUUGCGAAGGUGUUGGCAUCUGCUUCAUUAACCAUGCCAUGCACCAUAGAGGAAAUCACCGAGGAAUUCAAGCGGAAGAACACCUAUGGGAUUAUAUGUGGCUCAAUCCUCAUUCCUCUCCUUGUGUCAGAGACGCAAGAAGUAAUCGAUUUUGUGCCUUCUGGUGGUCGUGCGAAAGACUAUGUAGAAGAGCUACGUCAAAAUUCUGUUAGAAUGGUAGCCAAUAAUCCGUUGCUAAAACCACGGAUGAGCGAUUUAUUCGAAGACUUGAAAGAGUGUCACGGAUUAUAAUCAUCUCUGAUAGUAAUCUGCUUGUAUCUGUUUUGAUUAAGGAUAUAUUGCUAAUAAUAACAGUGGAAUGUUAGAGGCUAGGUAUAGAAAUGAUUAAAUAAGUUCGAAGUGAAUUAGGAGGUAAUAAAUGAAAAGGAAGAUGUGCAGUGUUAGAAAUUGGGAGUAAAGACUAUCUGAUUAAGUGACCCAUCACUGAUAUUACAUAUUUUACCUUUUUUUGGUAAUUGAUAGGAGAGUUCGGUCCAUUGUUUUGCGAUGAGGUGUAUACAAGGACAAUUUGCUUUCAUUCUAGAUGAAAUAUAAAAUACCUUAGAUAUUGUUCACUGUUUUAAAUCGAGGAAAGAGGUCUACAUGAGACGGGUCAAUUAAAGGGUUUGCUACCCAGCGCGAUGUAUCUGGUGUCAGGAAUCGGAGACUAUAGUUUCUCAUCCUUGUUCUUUAUUGAAAUAGGUCGGGAGCAUUUCCAAUUUGGAUGUUUAUAUAUAGUUAAUAUGUUCGGUAAAAGUAGCAAAUCCAUAUAUCUCGCCAUUGUAACGAUGAUGCAUCCUAAUUUUUGAGUGUCAGAAGUAAUACUUCCACGGUGCAAGAAGUAAAUAUAGCCGAUAGCUAUUUCCAUUAAAAUAAACGAUAAACGUUUUAUAGCGAAAAUAACAUAUUUUGCACUAGUAGAACUGUCAUUUUCAGUCAUAACUUAUUAUUUAAAUUUGAUAAACUAUCUUUUUUUCAAAAUUGGUGGUAUAGAUUCUUUGUUCUAUAAAUAAUGCUAAAGGCUUUUACGAAAUUAAUUGUUAAAUAAAUAAUGCUUACCUUUCUCUUCCAAAGAGAAAGGUAAGUAUUAUUAAUUUAAAAAUCCAGGUUAGAAUUUACUAUUGUUACAUGUAAUUCUGCUAAUAUGAUUUUCACGGCUCGGGAUUCUCCACAGAACAUAACUAUAUUGGAGAAAGUACAUUACCUCAUGCUUUUUUUUUUUUAAAGAGAACUUAAACGUGGAUAUAUGCAUUUGACUGUAUGUAUAAGAGUAUAAAUGUAUACAUUCAUAUGUAAACAAUAUAUAUUUAUCCCUAAAUUUGUAUGCUAUAUCCAUAUAUGUCAAUUGAAAUAUGCGUAUAUAUUUAAUAGUCAAAUCCUUUGUUCCGUGUGAAAGUGUUGGGCGGAAAAAUCAAACUACAAAAUAAUAGAUUGUAACUC